This is a messenger RNA of Spinacia oleracea (spinach), 1927 nucleotides long. RefSeq names its product F-box/FBD/LRR-repeat protein At1g13570. The transcript is spliced from 6 exons. The record is from RefSeq and is a predicted model, not a curated record. Lineage: Eukaryota; Viridiplantae; Streptophyta; Magnoliopsida; Caryophyllales; Amaranthaceae. The coding region runs from base 407 to 1696 and encodes 429 amino acids.
CCCGUAGCUCAUAAUCUAAUAGAGUAAAUUACUAUCUCCAAAUUUCGGCAGUAAAUUACUCGUUCAAAAUGUAGCCAAAGGAAGAAUAUUGAACGAAAUGUGUAAUGCUACUCGAAUCAAAUACUGGUUUCCAUGGUUUCACUGUUCCCUCACCAAGCCGACCUAUUCUCCGCUUGAAGAAUAAGUUUCGAGGAAAGCUUGGUUAACUCGGAAGGCACCAUGGAUUUCUUCUGUAUUUUUUCAGUCAUCCCAAGUUCUGAAGCAUUUUUGGUGUGCAAUUUAUGUAAAAACGGAUGUUUCCAAGAGAUUCUGGAUGGAGAGUUGUCAGGAUGCUGGUUUUUUACUUGUCUGGGAGUUAAAAUGACGACACUUGCAUUUUUUCAAUCAUUGAAAUGUGAGCAAGAACAUGGCAAACAUGAUUUGCCUUUCGAGUUUGGGAGAACAGGAUCCAUCAGAGUUGACCGUGGAUAGGAUAAGUGGUCUUCCGUGGAUAAUCCUAGACAUUAUUCUCGGGAAGUUGUCAAUAAAUGAUGCUGCCAGGACGAGUAUUUUGGCGAAGGAUUGGCGAUAUAAAUGGCUAUCCAUUUCCAAGUUUGUUCUAAAUACUGAGGGUCUUAAUUGGGAUACUGUUUCUAGUAUAAUUAACAGAUUUCUGCUUCAGCAUACCUGCUCAAUCAAGAUAUUUUCUCUACGUACUGUUUCUGGCGCAUUUCAUUAUCCUGAUUUGUAUCAUUGGAUAAAGUAUCUAUCAAGACAACAUGUUGAGGAAAUAUCACUUACAGAGGUUGGCAUUCGACGCUUUGCUAUCCCCUCAUCUAUGUUCUCUUUCGUGAAGCUAAAGUCAUUGAUCCUCAAAGGUUGUGCCGUACGCGUUCCAGCUUCUUUCAAAAGGUUCAACUUUCUGUGUGAAAUCACUCUAGACAGUGUUUCAAUUGAUGAAAAUAGUUUUGAUCGUCUCAUCCUUGGGUGCCCUCGCCUGCGGUUGUUACACUUGGAGAGGGUGGUUGGGAUACAGCAUUUGAGAAUCCGUUCACCAAGUCUGCGUGUGUUAAAUGUAGAUUCUGGAUUUUAUCAGUACAUAGUUAUUGAAGAUUCUCCAUGUUUGGCUACAAUUGCUAUUGAAGCUAGUUUUCUGCAUCAAGAAGGAGCUAUUCUUAACUGGAGCAUUAUUCGUUCCUUGUCUGCUCUGAACUCCCUUCGAAAUUUGUGUUUAUCAGGACAGUUUGUCAAGCUCUUGGCUGCUUAUAAUGUAGUUGAAUAUAUUCCUUUGAGGAAUAAUACUAUGAGGCAUCUUUUCCUUUAUUCGGUGAGAUUUGAGGAUAUCAAAGUAUUCAGGGUUUGCCUUUCACUACUAAGCUCCUCCCCAAACAUCAAUCAUUUCAGAUUUGCGAUUGAAUCAGCCAAAGGUCCAAGACUGAUCACAGCAUUUUUAAAAGAAAACCGAGGACGGUUCUCCUUUCCGAAGCUUGAAUCAAUGAAAGUGGGAUGUCCUGUUGUCAAUGGCAUGGGAUGUACCGUGAACUUCAUCGAAUUCCUCUGCGCUCAUUCCCCAAACCUCAAGUUCUUAAGCAUUGAAAAGAUAGGAGGACGGACGAUGAAUGUUACCCGUGUUUCCAAGAUGCUCUCUCGGUUCAGGAAAUCUUGUCCUCGUGCUACGGUUGUGUAUUCGUUUAAUGGGCGACAAUCAUCUCUGUGAUCGUCAACAACUGGUGUUUUUGCACCAUUAUCUCUUUGCAAGCUAUCUAGUAGUAAGAAAGACUUUUGUUUUUUGAACUUCAGGACAAUUGUUUGAUUGCUUUACUAAUUUUAAGAAUAAAGUUGUGUAAUUUGAUGUUCUGUUUUUUUGGUGGAAGACAUUGUAAUGGUGACUAUGAAUUUUAUAGCAGGCUAAGAGUUCUGCAUCCAGUAGAGCAGUAAUUGUUGUUUC